This is a messenger RNA of Xiphias gladius (swordfish), 2945 nucleotides long. It is a transcript of the gene nol9, whose product is annotated as nucleolar protein 9. NCBI's taxonomy places the organism in Eukaryota, Metazoa, Chordata, Actinopteri, Istiophoriformes, Xiphiidae. Gene Ontology annotation, cellular component: nucleus. The record is from RefSeq and is a predicted model, not a curated record. Bases 449 to 2554 code for a protein of 701 amino acids. The transcript is spliced from 13 exons. Gene Ontology annotation, biological process: cleavage in ITS2 between 5.8S rRNA and LSU-rRNA of tricistronic rRNA transcript (SSU-rRNA, 5.8S rRNA, LSU-rRNA). Gene Ontology annotation, molecular function: polynucleotide 5'-hydroxyl-kinase activity.
AACUCCGGGAAAGAUGUUUGUUGUCCAGUAUUAAACAACAACAUUCACAACAUUAACAAUAAACCUCCUAAAAAAGAACGUGUUUAUUUGUGGCUACGUUGGUUUUUUAUAUUUUUUAAUCUCCAGUUUAAUAGGCUAAAAAGAGGGGAAAAAUGGAAAAUAACUUGAUCGUUAAUAAUAACACUCCGGGUAAUACCAUAGUCGACCAUCUGAACGCGGCGUCUGUUUGUGGCUCACACAUGUUAGCUAGCCUAGUAGCACUGCCGUAUUAACAGCUGGCCAGCUCCUGGGAUUCGCUUUGGCAAAUUAUGAACGCUCUCCGCGUAGUGAAAUCGCAAAGGGUCAUCUCAACAGCCCUGCAUUGAUUUUUUUUUUUUUACACAAGCAGGGGGGCUACCCCCUUUGUUUUUCAUCGGCACCCACAUGAAUAAUUGUUGAUUAGGGAAUUAUGAAGGUGAACAAACAAACACAGGGUAAAGGCCAUACUAAAUCUCAGAAGUGGAAGGAUGUGAGGGGCAAACGAUGCAGGCCUCCCAUCACUUCCUCUGAACUCAACUCUACUCCUGUCAUGGCCAGGAUGAUAAAAGAGCACCAGGCAUCUGUGAAGAAAAAACCCAACGUCAAGAGACUGAAAAAUAAGGCAAAGUCUGUGUCCAACUGCAAGAAAAACACUCCUCAGUCUGGAGUGAAGAAAUCUUACAGGCAGGCUAAUGGAAGUUCAGUAUUUGCGAUGGACAAUGAGUCUGAUGACUCGCAGGACUGGAAGGAGUAUUCCCAGUCCAUUCAUGGGAACGGUGUGGAGACCUCGGCUGACACGGAGGAUGUCAGCCCAGGUAGACUGGAGGGAGAGACUCUCCAUUACUGUGCAGAGAGAGAUGAUCGGCGAAAACAUGCAGUACUUGUCAUGCAGAAGGAUCAGACCCUUUGUUUCCGUGGGAAGUGCUUUUUGACCUGCCUGUAUGGUCGGGUAGAAGUGAUGGGUUUCACUAUUGAAGAAGGCCAGCAGUCGUAUCCACUCUUCUCCCCGGCCUCACACUGUCCACUCACCAUUAGAGCACUAGAAAGCUCUGAUGACACCAGAGAUGACAGAACAGAGGCUUCAUCCAUCCUCCGAAAGUAUCUGUCAUCAGCGUCGCAGAAAAAGCUGCUAAAAAGGGUUAUGUCACACUCAUCCAUCAUCCUACUGGAGCCCAUGGAGACGCUCCUGACACGGUUUAUGUCAAGCCUCUCAGAUCUCAGUGAAUUGUUCAGCCCCCCGAUGAGCGAACUCAUGUCAGCUGUUCUUGACACGCCUCUCAACGGUUUGGGCAUGAUUCCUCUGGUCAGAACCAUCGAGGGCCUGAAAAUGUCAAAGAGCUACAGAGAGGCUCUUAGCACGGUUGUCAGUGCCUGCAGAGGGGACAUGGACGGUUGUGCAGUCAUCCUUGUAUGUGGCAGCAAGAAUGUGGGGAAGUCGACGUUUAUCCGCACCCUCAUCAAUACCUUACUAAAUCACACCACUUGUGUAGAUUAUUUGGAAGGCGACCUCGGUCAAACAGAAUUCACCCCUGCUGGUUGUCUGUCUUUGUCAACUGUAAGAGAACCACUGCUAGGUCCACCUUUCACACAUCAGCGCACACCAGAGCACAUGAUCUACUAUGGUCAGUCGUCAUGCGAGUCGGACUUAGACCGCUACCUGGAAUCCCUGAAGUCCUUAUGGCGUAGACGAUCCCAGAGCAGAGAGACUCCCGUCAUUAUCAACACCAUGGGCUGGGUCAAAGGAUUUGGAUUCCAGCUGCUAGUGGACAUGAUCCGCUUCUUCCCGGUCUCACAUGUCAUCCAGCUCGGUCAUAGUGGCAUCACCCAGUGUCCUGCCCUCAGUCCAGAGUUUCUCAGGACGGCACACGGCUGUCAGACGCACCCACCUGCCCAGACCGCUCUGGACGAGUUUACAGAGAGCCACAGUCCCCCCAGAAGCUACACUCACCUUAUUGUACAAUCAGAGUUUCAAGGUGCGGGACGUCAAGGGACAGCGAAACACCAGCGUGCUAAUGAGCACAGAGAGCUGUCAUUGCUGGCCUACCUCAGUCAGCUGCAGUCUCCUGAACCUGGACCAGUUAGACCCAUACACAGCCUCACCCCAUUCCAGGUGCCCCACACAGCCGUGGCUUUAGGUGUGAUCCACUGCGAGGUGGUGCCCAGUCACAUGUUUUAUGCAGCCAACGCCGCCCUGGUGGGGCUCUGCUGCCUGGCAGAGAAAAUAACGAGCAGAGGAGGUCCAGUCCUGCUUUCCCAGGCACCCAUCUGUCCAUGUGUAGGCUUUGGUGUGCUUCGGGGUAUUGACAUGGCACGAGGUCUGUACUUUUUGCUGACACCUGUAGAUCCCUCCAUCCUUUGUAAGGUCAACUGUCUCCUACUGGGAGCCAUAUCGCUGCCCUCCUGCAUCCUCACAACACAGCCCGGCUUUGAGGGAGAGAUGCCCUAUGUCACUACGGACUACAGUUUUGAUCUCACUGGUGCCGGAAAGUUGCGAGUCUUCAAAGGACUGAUGAGACCGGGUCAAACAGGGAUGUAGUGACUUUUUUCUACAAAGCAUCAGUUUAUUGCCCUUUACCUUCUCGACUGGUGUCCUACGCCAAACCAGUCAGCACUGGCCUUUGAAUGUACAGAACUGAGGUUGAGUUGGGACAGUUUUUUUUUUUUUUGGACAGAGCUGCCAGAAAUACAGACCUUGCAGGAGAAGAUGGCGGCCUUCCUGGGUGCUCUCACCAUGUCUUACAACCUGCUACUGUACGUACAUUUGACGGGGCUGUGAAGGAGUUUUGAGUUUCCGGCUUUUCUGUCACUUGGACAAUAAUAUCAUCAUCACGUUGUAGUUAAACUUCUUGUUUGAUGUCUCUUCUUUGUAGGUGACAUUCCAAAACUGAAACCAUAAACCUGCCAGAUAUUAAAUGAGAAACAACUUU